Molecule: messenger RNA, 3137 nt
Organism: Cuscuta campestris
Lineage: Eukaryota; Viridiplantae; Streptophyta; Magnoliopsida; Solanales; Convolvulaceae
Source: the annotation of a GenBank genome assembly
CCAACAGUCAACUUAUUUUCUUUCUUUUCAAAACGAUUUAGGUGUUACGGGUUUCUCAUGAACUCUUUGACCACCGGUCAAACCAAUUUAGACUUUCACCAAAGUCAAACCACUUAACAUUUAAUGCCUAUGACGGAGAUAGCCUCAAUCCGUAAUACCGAAGAUAGCCUCAAUUCGGUGGAGUACGGACCUGGAUUACGCCGAAAUCGAAUCGAUAUCUCGAACGGAAGACAAAUCAACGAAAUCAAACGAACGGGUCAAAUCGAGUCAAAAUACGAAAUCGACCAAUCAAUCCGGCGUGGAGGUUAAUCUGCCGGCGAUAUCAACUCGGGGCAGCGGCUGGAUGCGGCGACGGUGACGGACGCCGGCGACAGUGGCGUAGCGGCAGCUCGACGGCGGCACUGGUACGAAGGGAUUUCUUGGUGAGAAUUCUGCAUCCUCGCCUCCCUGUGAGUAACCAGCACCACCGUGGCACCGUAUAGAUGGCAGCGACAUCGUUAUCUAGCCUCCGCUACUCCGACAGCAUCGUCGUUGGAAUCUCAAUUUGCACUGCAAUUAUAUGCGAAGCCAUCUCCUGGCUUCUAAUCUACCGCACAGCCUCCUACAAGUCCCUGAAGUCCUCCAUCGACAAGGCAUCCAAGAAGCUUGAGACUAUGACAACUCUCGAAUCAUCCAAUCCCACCGUCGCUCUCACCUCCAAGAAGUCCAAAUCUAAGAAAAUCGACCGGGUCGAGACAACCCUCAAGGAGUCCAGCCGCGAUCUCUCGCUCUUCAAGUUCAAAUCGGGGUUCGUAGUCGCGGUGGUUCUUUUCCUUGUCUUCGGAUUUCUAAACAACCUGUUUGAGGGGAAACCCGUUGCAAAAUUACCGUUUGUGCCUAUCAGGCUUGUUCAGAAGAUGAGCCACUGCGGGUUGCCGGGGGAGGACAUGACUGAUUGUUCAAUGGCAUUUUUGUAUUUUCUCUGCUCGAUAAGCAUUCACACCAAUCUUCAGAAGUUUCUAGGGUUUUCACCACCCCGCGGAGCUGCUGGAGCGGGCCUCUUUCCUAUGCCUGAUGCAAAGACCAAUUGAUCGCCUAAUGGGUGAACGAUCACAUUUUUUCCCUCUCUCAAUAUUUUUAAUUAUACUCCGUAUGUUUGAGCUCUGGCAAUUAUAGAUAAAUGUUUGAGAUUUUUCAUUUUACACAUUUUGAUGGUUGCAAUAAUUUAAUCUCACGAAAGAGUUUGAUUUUCAUUGGAAUCUAUGCUGGUGGUAUUUACUUUUUUAGAUUAUUUUAUCUUCAUAUAUUCUUGAGGGAAUGUCUAUGAUGUUGACAAUGCAAUACUCAGGUAAUUUAUAGCUUGAGACAAUGCAAUACUCAGGUAAUUUAUAGCUUGAAAUAGGCCACUUUUUUCUUCUAAUUUCUCAUUCAUAAUGACCUUCCUUGGUGUUUUUAUUAGGUUGUUACAUGGAGCUCUUCUUCGCAUUUAAUUCUAAAGCCCAUUAGAAUCCUCUUGGGUAGUGUCUAACUUCCUAUUUUUUUUAAUGUUAAUGACUACAUUACAAUACAUUAUACUGAGUAAUUUUAUCUCAGAUUUUAUAUAGCCUUCUUCUUUCAUGUAUCACCUCUUCACAAGUAAUUCCUAAAGAUGAUCUUAGGCUCAAUCUCCGCCUAGAAUAUAUUAAGAAAUCUCCACAUGGUGCAAUAUUUGUUAAACAAAAUCUCCACAUGUUUUUGACUAGCGACAGACUAGGCAAAGUAAUGUGUUUCUUUUUUUUUUUGUGAGUGAAACAUGCGGAAUUUUUUAGACAGGCUUUGACUGUGGAUUUUUUUAAGGAAAUCUACUUUAUAUUUUUUUAAAGUAAUGUGUUAUCUAUUCUCGUUUUCUACAAAGUAUAUACUAUGUAAUGUAUUUCAUACCUAUAAAAUUAAUUAUUUCAUCGUAUAUGCUUUUACAUCAGUAUCAAUAAAAUUAUUAAGGUCGCCAUAGCGUCCAAUCAUUAUGCUGUAUAGAUGAUGUCUAUAUAUGAAACUAAUAUUGUGUCACUAUUUUAAAUGGAUUUCCAUUUCUGGUUUUAAAGAAAUACUGUAUAUUCUGUCUUUGUUUUAUCAACAGAUGGGCGUGGUUGAAGCCAUGACAGUGUUAAAACAUCCAUUGCUAGUGCACAAGGCGUGUUAAAACAUUCAUUGCCCAGUGCCCAUUGUCCAGUUCAUUAUUUAUUUCUCAACUCAUUACUGAUUUGAUAUUCUUCAAUUUGUUUUUUAUUACUUUUCACAUGGAAGAAGAAAUCGAACUAGGAAGCUUGAUCCAUCCAUAGCGAGCAAAGGCCAUCCGAGGUAUGGACAAUGAAUAAGGCAGUGCCUUUUACUAAUAAUAUUUUUUGUCUUUAAUUCAUUAAGUUUCUAGGCAUUUAAUUCUAAGGCCCAUUAGAAUCCUCUUGGGUAGUGUCUAACUUCCUAUUUUCUUUAAUGUUAAUGACUACAUUACAAUACAUUAUACGGAGUAAUUUUAUCUCAGAUUUUAUAUAGCCUUCUUCUUUCAUGUAUCACCUCUUCACAAGUAAUUCCUAAAGAUGAUCUUAGGCUCAAUCUCCGCCUAGAAUAUAUUAAGAAAUCUCCACAUGGUGCAAUAUUUGUUAAACAAAACCUCCUAAAGGUUCUUGACAGGCUAGCAGCUCGGAUAAGAACCGCGGUUCAAGGCUAUCAUCCUACAUCAAAACUAUUUGGGGAGUGUUGUUUGCAGAUAAUCACCCACCACCUUAGAGGUAUGCUCUCUUUAUUUCUUUUUAUGCUGAUUCAUGAGUUUGUUAUAUAGUUGUUCAUCUAUUGGGGUGGCAGUUAUAUUCUUUGGAUGUGAGCCUCCCAAGCGUCAUGUGAUAUGGAGUUUCUCUUGCUGAGUUAUUAUUUUCCUUCCACAUACGUUUGACCAGCCUAGCUUUUUAAGUGAAAUGGACUUCCCCAGUUUAGUUGGUAUUACUUCCUUGUGUAUUCCUCAACAGCCAAACUAGAAUAUCCAGCCGAUCAGCACGACAUGUGACAAAGUGUAAAAUCGAUAGUCUCAAAGCUCCUAGAUACACAUUUGGAGUUUGAACAGACGUCUUAAAUAUGAAAAAAUUCACUAAGCCUAGAAUUGUAAUACCAUUAGGCCUGGGAUUAUC